Messenger RNA from Stereum hirsutum FP-91666 SS1, 1319 nucleotides. RefSeq lists its product as uncharacterized. Gene Ontology annotation, biological process: tricarboxylic acid cycle; isocitrate metabolic process. The transcript has 9 exons. The record is from RefSeq and is a predicted model, not a curated record. Lineage: Eukaryota; Fungi; Basidiomycota; Agaricomycetes; Russulales; Stereaceae. Bases 79 to 1203 code for a protein of 374 amino acids. Gene Ontology annotation, cellular component: mitochondrion. Gene Ontology annotation, molecular function: isocitrate dehydrogenase (NAD+) activity.
AGCUGCCGGUUCUCUACGCUCCAGUUUUCUAUCCGUCUUCUCCUCUUCCUCCUCCUCAUCCCUCUCUUCGUCCUGGCCAUGAUUCGCAACGCGAUCUCUGCAGCGGCGCGCCCGGCUUUCUCUCAGGCUCGUACGGCCACCACACUUUCAGCCGGCUUCCCCAAAGUCACUGAGAGACUCCCCACUAAGUACGGUGGCGUGUACACUGUUACCCUCAUCCCCGGUGACGGUAUUGGUAACGAAAUUACCGACUCUGUCAAGGAGAUCUUCGAGGCAGCAAAUGCUCCCAUUGAGUGGGACCAGUACAAUGUCUCUGGAAUGUCUUCGCAGGGUGAGGACCUCUUCAAGCAGGCUAUGGAGAGUUUGAAGCGUAACAAGGUCGGCCUCAAGGGCAUUCUCUUCACUCCAAUUUCCCAGUCCGGCCACAUCUCGUGGAACGUCGCCAUGCGUCAACAACUCGACAUCUACGCUUCCGUAGUUCUCUGCAAGUCUCUUCCUGGAUUCCCCACUCGCCACAAGGAUGUCGACUUUGCUAUCAUUCGUGAGAACACGGAGGGAGAGUACUCCGGUUUGGAGCACCAGAGCUUCCCCGGUGUUGUUGAGAGUUUGAAGGUUUCCACCCGCGCAAAGGCCGAGCGCAUCAGUCGCUUCGCAUUUGACUUCGCCCUCAGGAAUGGCCGCCAGAAAGUCACUUGUGUUCACAAAGCCAACAUCAUGAAGCUCGGCGACGGUCUCUUCCUGAACACCUUCCGUCGUGUUGCUGAGGACUACAAGUCGUCUGGCAUUGAGUUCAACGACAUGAUUGUCGACAACACUUCCAUGCAGCUCGUGGCUAAGCCCAAGCAGUUCGACGUUAUGGUCAUGCCUAACCUUUACGGUGCUAUCGUUUCCAACAUUGGUGCUGCUCUCGUCGGUGGUCCUGGCAUCGUCCCGGGUUGCAACGUCGGUAGGGAUUACGCCCUCUUUGAGCCUGGAUGUCGUCACGUUGCGAAGGACAUCAUGGGCACCAACAAGGCCAACCCCGCUGCCAUGAUCCUCUCCGCCACCAUGAUGCUCAGGCAUCUUGGUCUUGACCACAUCGCAAACAACAUCGCUAGCGCCACUUUCGAAGUCAUCAACUCCACCAAAGUGCGCACUGCCGACAUGGGCGGUUCUGCCACGACUUCCGACUUCACCUCUGCCGUCAUCAAGAACCUUGCCUAAAAGUAGACAUUUACAUUGGUUAUAUGUGUUCUCUUUCUUGUAGCCCUACUUUGCGAUACAAUCGAGGUGUUUUCCGUCUCGACCGGACAUGCAAUCUAUACCGGGGUUUCCUUGAU